This is a messenger RNA of Phasianus colchicus (ring-necked pheasant), 4975 nucleotides long. The record is from RefSeq and is a predicted model, not a curated record. Lineage: Eukaryota; Metazoa; Chordata; Aves; Galliformes; Phasianidae.
CCCCCUUCUCCUCCCCUUCCUCCUCCUUCCGAGCGGCCGGCCGGAGGCAGGGGGAGCCCGGGAGCAGCGUCCCGACGCGCGGCCAGCCGGCGGCAGGCGGGGUCCCUCGCCCGCCCGCCCGCGCUGACGUCAGGAAACUUUCUGGGCGGCUGAGGCGUGAGCCGGGCGCCGAGGCAGCGGGCCGCCUCCAUCCUCUGCAGGUUAAAUUGUGUUGGGAGGAAAACAUACCAAACCCUGAAACACAGUUGAGUAGAUACACUUUCAACAUGAACCGUGCUUUUAGUAGGAAGAAAGACAAAACAUGGAUGCACACUCCUGAAGCCUUAUCAAAGCAUUAUAUUCCCUAUAAUGCAAAGUUUCUUGGCAGUACAGAAGUGGAGCAGCCCAAAGGCACGGAAGUUGUAAGAGAUGCUGUUAGAAAGUUAAAGUUUGCAAGGCAUAUCAAGAAAUCUGAAGGCCAGAAGACCCCUAAAGUUGAGUUACAAAUCUCAAUCUAUGGUGUAAAAAUUCUAGAUCCAAAAACAAAGGAAGUUCAACACAAUUGCCAACUCCAUAGGAUAUCAUUUUGUGCUGAUGAUAAAACUGACAAGAGGAUAUUUACUUUCAUAUGCAAAGACUCAGAAUCAAAUAAGCAUCUGUGCUAUGUAUUUGACAGUGAAAAGUGUGCCGAAGAGAUAACUUUAACAAUUGGCCAAGCAUUUGACUUAGCUUACAGGAAAUUUCUGGAAUCUGGAGGAAAAGAUGUUGAGACAAGAAAACAGAUCGCAGGUUUACAGAAAAGAAUCCAAGAAUUAGAAACUGAAAACACAGAACUGAAGAAUAAAGUUCAAGAUUUGGAAAACCAGUUAAGAAUAACACAAGUACAUGCACCUCCAGCAGGCUGUGUGACGCCUAAAUCGCCCUCCACUGACAUCUUUGAUAUGGUUCCCUUUUCUCCCAUAUCCCCUCAGUCAUCAACACCUACUCGCAAUGGUACACAGCCUCCUCCAGUACCCAGUAGAUCUGCAGAGAUCAAGAGAGACCUUUUUGGAGCAGAACCUUUUGACCCUUUUAGCUGUGGAGCAGGAGAUUUCCCUCCAGACAUUCAAUCCAAGCUAGAUGAGAUGCAGGAGGGGUUCAAAAUGGGAUUAACUCUUGAAGGCACAGUAUUUUGUCUUGACCCACUAGACAGCAGAUGCUGAUGCCAAGAAACUAAAUGUGAAAUUCUUACACAGUGUUUUUUAAUUCUGAACAUGUAUUCACAAAUAUUAUCCAUGUGCCAAAAUAUGCUUUUUUUCAACAUGUGAACUCGUAUGAGGUUUGCUUCUGUAAAAAAAAAAAAAAAAAAAAAAACAAAAACAAAAACAAAAACAAAACAGUCUUUCCCUGUACAAAUGUAUAAAGUUGUAUUUGUUUAUGAAAUAUGAGUUAAAUUACACUGUUGUUUCUUUCCCUCGCACUUUGGCCCAAGUUUACUACUCUUUACUACUAUUUGCCUGGAAAUGUUCUUCAGAAAGCUCACACGUACCUCUCUGCAGAGAUGCAAGCAUGAUUUUCAUGUAAUGCUUUACUUGGUGGCAGCAUUUUGAAAGGAAGCUUUUAAACCAUUAUUUAAAGUUCCAUCUGUAAUUAAUUGCAGUUGCAAUGAAAAAACAGAAAAUAUUAACCAUUAAUAUAUGCUUAAAAAGUUGGUAUGCUGUGUAAUUAAUUUCUAUUACUGUGUACAGUUAUUACACUGUAUAUCUGUUGUUAGUUUAUAAAAUCCGGAAGAUUUUUAGGUCAUUAAAUCACAUUUUAGAAGCCAUCAAAUAGUCUGUUACUUAGCGUUUAAUAGCAUAGAAGAUCUGCUAAAUUGCAGAAAUGACGAAGUACCUACUGUCUGUUUUAUUUUAUAGCUGAACAGUAAAGUGUACCAUUUGGAAUUCAUUACAAAACAAAAAUCAUAAUGAAAAUUUGAACAUAAGACCAUGACUUUGCUUUUACUGAUGGAUUUAUGUAGUUUUGUGCACAGGCAGGCACUCUUUGCAGAGGUUCAUUUCUGUGAGCUACUUUCAGCACCUGAGUGUUCAGUUGGGCUGUUGAGUAUUGUUUUCAUAGUCUCCUUUGAUGUUCUAUGUCUUAAUAUAAGUUUGAAGCUUGCUGCAAGGUUUCGGUAUGUUAGUAAGUCCUUCAUACUCACUCGUUUUUCAUGUUACACAAGCAACUGCACACCAAAACUUUCAGCUGCUAAUGAGUUUAAUGCUGACCUUUCUAUGCAUACUCUUCACUAACCUUCAGCACAAGCAAUAAAAUAAUAUCUGGAGCUUAUCUCAGAAAAGGAUGAUAAUUACUCUUUCAAUGACCAAACCCCACGUUUGUUCAAUUUAAUUUUCUUAACAACUCUAUUAUUCUCCCCUUUAAACAUAAAGAUGUUGAUGAAAAUAAAAAAUAAACUGAGAGCUGGAUAUUUUUUCUUGUUUUCCAGAGAGGCUUUUUGUGACACUUAUGGUUUUGUCCUCAAGGUUUACAGUUUACACAAAAAUGUAUUUUGCAAAUUCGUUAAAGUAUGUAUAUUUUUAAACCCCCUUCAACAAAAUCCUUCAGAAGUCUGCUGAAAUGAUGUUAUUCCUUUGAGUUUGACUCAUGCUCAUAUACCCUGCUGAACUGGGACGCCAACGUUCUGCAUUGCAUUAGUCUUCCUCUCUAUAAUUCUUCAUUGAAUAUUCAUAUAGAGUAUCAUAUAUAUUAAAAUAUAUAUAUCUAUAAAAUCACUAACAAAUAGAAUAGUAUGUUUCAUAAAGAAAAGUCUUUAUAAUUUUGUUUGUCAUAUAGUAUUUUGAAAUUUGUAUAAUGAGGAUGUUUAGUAGCCAUAGUAAUGGCCUUUUUUUAACAAAUAGAAUUUGUAUUUUUAUUGUACUUUAAAAAGCUUUACAUAAUAAGCAUAUAUUUAGCGGUCAUUUAUUAUCGAUCAUAACACCAAAAUAAAUAAUAUUUGCACAUUUUAAGAAAUGUUUUUCUUUACUGAUUUUUAUGAUAGUUGACUGCAAAUGGCAUGAUUACAUAUUGCAUAACUGGUCAAUCCAUACAAAAAUACUUAAAGCACGACAUUUUUAAUGAAAAGGUUGUGUGAUCCAAUUGGAAACUGUAUUUCUAUGUAAAUUCAAAUGUCUGUUUAAUUUUGCCUAAAAUAAAUGUUUUUAAAUAAAUUGCAUCCUGGAACACAGUGUUCAUUCAGUUGCAUGCUCACUGGAUGGGAGGGAGUGGAGGUGCAUAAAUGUCAGAAGAGCUGCUGUGAAGAAUGCUUUGGAGUCACUUCACAUGGUGGUGUCAGCAGAUACCAGAUGUCAGCCACUGUAAAAGUACAUCCCAUUUUUUGUCCUUUUUUGUUACUGAGUUUGGCCUGAGCUGUAAUCAGGAGAGAGAAAUUUGUUCUAUAUGCAGCUAUCUAGUAUUAGUAACAUAGAAAUGUUGAUUCCUCUUGCUUUCCACAGUACUUCAUGGAUUUAAUGGACUUUUUAUAUUGCUUUUUUUUUUUCCUGUUAUACUUAGCUCUUAUGCUAUACUUAAGCAUACCUGGAUAGUAAACGACCUUAAUGGCUAAUUAAGGAAUACAGAAGGCAACCUCUGUAGGAUCCACCAGUGUUAAUGGGGUGGGCUGCAGAACAUGGUGUUGAUGCUUCUGAGAAAACUAAUCUUAAGCUUUCUCUUAAUUGCUUCUUUUUCAAAAACUCUCAUCAAUCUAAUACUCCAAAUCUAUUUAAUUUCUUGCAGAAGUGGGGCUUGGACAGUUUAUGGGACUGGACACUGUCAGGGAUAGCAAGAAAGGGGUAUGUGUAUUCUGCUAUGAGUUAUAAUAAACACAAGCUGCUCUUCUUUCUUAGAAUUUGUAUCAGUGUUCCAACUAGUAUUGGUGGUUUUUUUUUUUACAGAUAUUGCAAUAGUAUUGUGAGCUAAAUUUUCAGGCUAUUAGUGUAAAUACAUAUCUUUGAGACCAGUACAAGGAGUGUGGAUAAUUGCUCUUAUUUUCUUUAGAUUAAAUAGGAGUUCUCUCAUUGCUUAGAAGAGCUUUGUCUUCGGAAGCUCUCUUCAGUUAUCUUUUAAAAGCACAGCCUGGUGGCCUGCUGAUGAGAACAUGAAGUGCUUCUACUAACUGUGAACUUGGGUAUGUCACUUAACAGAAGACUUCUAUGUUCAAGCCUGAAAAAGGCAGCAGUAUCAUCUGUAAGGUUAGAAAUAUGCUAAGGGAGUGCUAGUGCUAUAAGGAGUGCUAAGGGAGUAGUGAAAAACAAAUUUUUGGUGUUGUGAAUUUAGCCUAAAAAAAUACUGAAUUUGGGUACUAUCAGAUUUGUGCUACUGCACUUUCUGCUUUUGAAUAUCUUUUCUUUUUCAAAUUUCUUUCAACUCUGUUAACAUUGCUGACCAGGUUAUAACAUCACAUUCUGUUGUGUAGUGCUGCACUUUUCUUUCCCCACUAUACUGAUACAUAUUCCCUAAGCUAUAUUAACAGCUAGAAAAAAGAUUCCUCCCUUUCUAUUCUUUCGUGUUAAAUUGACUUUUUUUCUUUUCUCUUCCUACAUGCUUAUCGCACCACCACAAGAGUAAAUGUGUUGCGUAGGUCAAAUUACUUCUUAAACCAAAUAAGCUCAUAUGUGAUCGACUUGUGUGUUCUUUAGCACAUGGUAAGUUAGUGAGCAUCGCUGCGGGAUGCUCUUAGCUUAACCCCUUGCUUUUACUUCAGCUAGAUCAGUUUUAAGUGGCUCUCUUUUGUCUCUCCACGUGACAGAUUGAUCAGGUCAUUCAAAUUGGCAAAGAUAAAUCCUUCAUGUGGCAAAAAGAGUUGUAUUUUAUUUUGGCUUCCCUUAUGGAAAGAAGGAAAGGAAAAAGACGGUGCCCAAAGUCUUCUCACACUUCUAGAGGUAAGUGUGGCUGUGUAAGUGAUUGAACUUGCCAAGAAAUUGAGCUGAUUCUGAGACUUCAUUAUGAUGAUUAUUUUUCAAUUUGUUGCAUUAAGCAUGGC